AUGAGUCAUGACAAUGACAAUUACAAUAAUCUUGAUCAUGAGAAUCAGGAUGACAAUGAGCAUGAACAUGAGAAUGAGUAUGACAAUAAGAAAGACAUUGACAUAAUCAAACAUGAGCAUAACCAUGAUGAUGAGGAUGGCAAUAAAAAUCAGCAUGGCAGUGAGAAUGGCAGUGGGCAUGAGCAUAACAGUGAGGAUGUCAGUGAAGAUGAGCAUGGCAAUGAGGAUGACAACGAGGAUGAGCAUGAGCAUGACGAUGAGGGUAAACAUGAUUUCAGCAUGACACUGAAGUUGAGCACGAGGAUGAAGAUUGAAGAUGUAAAUGAGGAUAACAAUGAGCUAGGAUAACAAUGACGAUGGCAAAGAGCGUGAGGAUGACAUUGAUGAUUAGGAUGACAUUGGGCAUGAACAUGACAAUGAGGAUAAGAGUAAGGGUAACAAUGAGGAUGAUAAUGAGCAUGAUAAUGAGGAUAUCAAUGAACAUCAGCAUGACAGUAAGGAUAGCAAUGGACAUGAGCACAACAGUGAAGAUGACAGAUGAUGAUUUAAUGAUUUAAUGAUUUAAUGAGAUUCGGCUAAUAUAACGCCAGGGAGUUCGCCAAAGGUUUCCCCAAUUACGGCGACCCCAUAAUUAACUUCACGUUUACAAUAAUUUUAACAGUCGAAACGAACUAAUUUAAGACAAAAUACAAUCGGUGCAAGAGACAACUAACAACAACUUAAAACACCAUCAAGGGACCUAGCCCUUUUACAUUUAACGCACACAGAUUUCCAAGUUCGCGGAUCGUCAUAGUUAUAAAUAUUAGAUAGCGCGUAUUUGUAGUACGUCUUUAGUACUGCCUUAUUUGAAAGCUUGCAGGCCAAUAUCUGUAUUACGGAGGUCACUAUUUAAAACGUUCCACGUUUUACACGCUCUAAUAAGAUAUGAAGACUGGUAUGUUACAGUUUUAGCAAAGGGUAUUACAAAUCUAAUCACGUUUUCGUUGGUUUCACGUCUGGUUAUUCCUGAUUCAGCUAUUAUUGGUAGAGCACUCUCAUCAAUAUAGGUAUAGUUGUUAAUUAACUUAUAGAGUAAAACCAUGUCCAAAUAUUCAUGCCAAUAAGUUAUUGGUAGUAACUCCAGUUGAUGUAAUCUGGUCAUGUACGAGACAUCGGUGGUAAACCCAAGAUUUAAGAUGUAUUUCGCUGCUCUUCUCUGCACCUUCUCGAUGUCUUCGAUUAACUUAAUGGAUUGUGGGCACCAUACUUGGGAUGCAUAACCAAAAUUGCUGCGUACGAGUUGUAGAUACAGAAGCCUCCUCGCGUUGAUAACAGUCAUCUCCGCGGUAGAUCGUCUAAUUAGCCCGAGCAUUUGGUUGGCUUUCGACCGUACUUUAUUUACUUGAUCGUUCCAUAAUAGCUUAGGACUAAUGGUGAUACCCAGAUCAACCUGUGCGUUGGAAACCAACAACUGAUCAUUGUCAAGCUUAUAGGGAUAAAUUAAAGGCGAUUUCUUUCUGGUUAUUGACAACACUUUACACUUAGAUUGGUUAAAGCGUAGUCGGUUUUCUAUCGACCAACAAAGUAGGCCUUGAAUAUCAUGAUGUGACAAUGAACAUGAUAAAGACUAUGGGCAUGACAAAAAAGAAGAACCUGAUAAUGAAUAUGAGCAUGAUAAUGAGGAUGAGCGCGAGGAUGAUAAUUAGGAUGAGGAUGAACACGAGGAUGAAGAUGUUAAUAAGGAUGACAAUGAGGAUGACACUGAGGAUGACAGUGAGCAUGACAUGUUGAGGAUGGGGAUGACAAUGGGCAUGAACAUGACAAUGACGAUGGGAAUGCGGGUCACAGUGAGAAUGACAAUGAGGAUAGGCACGGGGGCAUCGGUGGCGUAGUCGUCAGAGCAAGCGCCGUUCACAUCUGAGUUCGUGGGUUCGAUUAUCGCUACGGACUCAUGUGAAAAGAGUCAGUCAACGCUAAGCCGAAAGUCUUGUAAAAAAGUACAAAUAACACAAAACAUUGAAUUUACUGCAUGAGUCAUGGUCGUGUUUUUAUAUACUUUUCAGGUUUUAUCAGUGGUCGCCCAGCAGAUUCAAACUAUUCAAACGGCUGUGAUGGAUGGUGUAAGGACGUUUAUUUUUGAAGGCACAGAGAUUUCUAUCGAUCCAACAUGUACGAUAUUCAUCACAAUGAACCCUGGUUAUGCUGGAAGAGCAGAAUUGCCAGACAAUUUAAAGGUUAGACUCCAAAUGUUUAUACGUCAUCAACUUUUAAUUAGACAUAGACUUGACGUAAGUCAUUGUGAUAUUUUGUUUUCAGAGAUUUCCUAUAGAUUUAGUUUAAACUGUUUAAGGUCUGUCUAUAUCUGUAUGAUUUACUAUGAAUAAAGCGAGCGGUAAAUUUACAUGAUUUGAUCCGUUUCUGUGCAUAGUGAAUAUGUUGGAUAUGAUUUUUUUAUAUCAGCAUUAUUAUACCUCGUAACGUUGAAUAUAUCUUUUAUAUCAAGAUUAUGACGUCAUCCCGUCGAACACUAUGUCAAAACUUCAUGUUUAGCUAUUGAAUAUGACGAUUUCACAGUUGGUUAAUCAGAAAUCAUGAAUCUCUUAAAUAAAUAUAAUAAUAACUAAUAUAAUUGCACUUUCUGGUAUAAGUGGAGCGUUAUUCAUGCUGUUCAAAUAGGGCAGUGAUAAUAACGAUGCUUCUGUGUUCUUUCUGAAAGUGUUAGAGGUACAUGUGCCUUAAUCCAAACACGUUUUCCCAAAAAAUGAUCAAAUAGUUGCCAGUACUUAGAGAAUGAUUGAUUGUUUACCCUUUGCAUACUUUAAACCAUUGAUUCAUAGUUUUGUAAUUAUAACGAAUCUUUUUAAGGUCUUGUUCCGCACUGUUGCAAUGAUGGUUCCUGAUUACGCAUUAAUUAGUGAAAUCAGUCUUUAUUCAAUGGGUUUUGUUAACGCACGUCCUUUGGCUGCCAAGAUUGUUGCUGUUUAUCGACUGUGCUCUGAACAGGUAUUUGCUUAUUGUUAAAGAAAAUAAGUGAAAUGUUCAAAGAUACCUAGCUACUUGAUUUUAGUAAGACUGGGCCGUAAUAUAGGUCAAUGUUUUAACCUCUGGCUGCAGGAAAACAAAGAUGAGAAUUAACUGAACUACUUAUAGACGAAAAUUACGCACUGAUUAUGGUGGAUUCUCCUGGAUAAAUUUCACACGAAAAGAUUUAAAUGAUUUAGAAUUGCAUUUAUAGUUUUGGUUAUAUCCAUCUACAUAUAACAACGCAAAUUUGUUUGUUAGAUAAUAAAUAAUAAUGUAACUUACACGGUAACUUUAUAGUCAUGCUUAAAUGAUUUCUGUAGCUAUCUUCUCAACAUCACUAUGACUAUGGCAUGCGAGCUGUAAAGUCGGUGCUCACAGCCGCUGGCAACCUGAAGUUACGAUACCCUGAAAAUGACGAAGGCUUACUUAUUUUACGUUCAAUCAACGAUGUGAACAUGCCUAAGGUAUGUAAUCUACACUUUCACUGGUCUUUAUUCGCAAUAAAGACAUGUUCCAGGAAAUGGGUAUACAGAAUCUGAAAACAUGUUUUGCUUGAGAAAUUACCGACUAGCCUAUACGCGAACAUUAUCAAAAUGUAGAUUUAUCCAGAAAACGUUCACUUCAUCACUUCUGCAGCUGUGGUUUUAUUAUUCGCGAAAUCUGUGCAGUCCGUUAUGCAAUGACAUUAUGUACUGUUUAAUAAACGAGCAGGAGUAUUUUAUUAGGUUUAAAGCCACGAGCGCGCAGCGCGAGUGGCUUUAGACAUAAUAAAACACGACCUGCGAGUUUAUUAAACGGCUUCAAGCACGACUACAAAUUCAAUAGAUAUACUGCCUUAUUAGUAUUCUUUAUAUAAAGAAUACUAAUUAGGAGUGUUUUAUCAGGUUUAAAGCCACUGCACGUGACAUAUUAUGGUUCACAUGAUUUACCAAUAAGCUUAUGAAUUAUUAAUGAGUGUUUGAAGGGUUUGUUAUUUACCACAAACAUAAGUCAUCAUAUCAUAUUUUCGAGCGCUGAAUUAUUUGUUUAUGCUUGCAAAAUGCAGCGCAUGCAAUGCCCGAUAAAAUUAUGACUUUGUGAUGUUUGAAAAAACACAAGCUCGCGUGUGUUUUCCAUAAACCUGAAAUUUAAAUCUUCGUUCCAACUUCCAAAAGUCGUUCUUCUGUGUGUUUUCCAAACCUAAAACCAUGCUAUCAAGUUUAGAAACAAAUGAGUAUAAUUUAAGGGCCUUUCAAAAGCUUUGACUUGCUGCAUUAUCAAGUAUUCGUGUACCUAUUAUUAUAUGAGUACUAUUUUUCCCUUUUAUAGUUUCUUUCGCAAGAUUUGCCACUAUUUGAAGGAAUUGUCUCCGAUCUCUUCCCUGGCUUGACGCUGCCCAAACCUGAUCAUGGCAUUAUGGAAAAAGCUAUCAGAGAAAAUAUUGACAAAAUGAAGCUGCAGCCUGUCCCGUGGUUCAUCAACAAAAUAAUUCAGGUCCUAGUUAUAUCUAUUAUCCUUACUAUUUAG
Molecule: messenger RNA, 4509 nt
Organism: Paramuricea clavata
Lineage: Eukaryota; Metazoa; Cnidaria; Anthozoa; Malacalcyonacea; Plexauridae
Source: the annotation of a GenBank genome assembly